AUGCCCAUAUAUUCAUUCUACUUGAUCUCAAAGUCCGGAUCUCUCCUUUAUCAGAAAGACUUUCAUACUCAAAAUUCACCAAUAUCGAAACAGAAUUCAAAUGACUAUCUUGUUAUAGCAAGCACUCUUCAUGGUGUUCAUGCUAUAGCGUCAAAAUUAACACCUGAGGAGGCAAUGGGAAACUAUGAGAAGUCAAGACUUCCUACAAAUUCUAAUCGGUUUGGUCUUCAGUGUAUUACGACUGCUAAAUUUAAAAUUUUUAUUCAUCAGACAACAACUGGGUUGAAAUUGAUAUUAUUUACCUCAAAUGACGUGUCGCUAAUUCAGGCUACACAAUUGCAGGGGCAAUUAUACAAGAGCUACGCCGAUUAUGUUUUGAAAAAUCCAUUUUACCGUUUGGAUAUGCCUAUAAGAUUUCGAUUAUUUGAUGACAAGGUAUUAACAGUCGUUACUGGAUACAAUGCCUAA
Brettanomyces bruxellensis is the source of this 468-nucleotide messenger RNA. RefSeq lists its product as uncharacterized. The coding region runs from base 1 to 468 and encodes 155 amino acids. Gene Ontology annotation, cellular component: TRAPP complex. Gene Ontology annotation, biological process: endoplasmic reticulum to Golgi vesicle-mediated transport. NCBI's taxonomy places the organism in Eukaryota, Fungi, Ascomycota, Pichiomycetes, Pichiales, Pichiaceae. The transcript has a single exon. The record is from RefSeq and is a predicted model, not a curated record.